AUGGCUAUUCGUUCCUUGAUUUCAAAUAGGAGGCAAUUCUACAAGCUUAAUUCGUUCCUCAACAAAAACCAAAGAGAUGUGCCUAAGGGGCAUGUGGCAGUUUAUGUGGGAGAAGUUGAGAGGAGAAGGUAUGUGGUGCCAUUAGCGUACCUGAACCACCCUUCGUUUCAAGCGCUGCUGAGACGGGCUGAGGAUGAGUUCGGCUUCAACCACCCCAUGGGAGGUCUCACCAUCCCCUGCAGCGAGAACGCGUUCGUUGAAGUAACUUCGAGAAUGCAGCAGCUAUGGCAUGCAUGA
Messenger RNA from Salvia splendens (bonfire salvia), 297 nucleotides. RefSeq names its product auxin-responsive protein SAUR22-like. The coding region runs from base 1 to 297 and encodes 98 amino acids. Gene Ontology annotation, biological process: response to auxin. Lineage: Eukaryota; Viridiplantae; Streptophyta; Magnoliopsida; Lamiales; Lamiaceae. The transcript has a single exon. The record is from RefSeq and is a predicted model, not a curated record.